UAACGCUCCCUUAACUGUUGAGGCUAUAGCAAAAUGCCGUCCGAGUUUGCGAAUCGGUCCACUCCAUGAACAGCAUCGGACUUGUUUUUCUUGUUUUUUGCAACAUUUACCAACGAUAGAUGAUGAUUGAUGACAAGCAGAAAGUAGAACCUUAAGCCCAGAAAGUAGAGAAACAAAUAAACGAAAAUGUGGAACUCAAUUCUAGGAGGAGACGAUGAAGAAGAAAGAGAUGAACGUUUCUUUGACGAUCAAACUACCACCGAUGAUGAACUCUGUAAUCUCUCUUACACCCAGAGAAUUUAUGCUUUUGCUGCGUGUUUGAUCGCUGGUUUGCUCUUCAUAUUCUUGUCAUUGAUCGUUUUCAUAAGGCCCAUCAAAUUUGCCCUUCUGUUUACUUUUGGGAAUAUGUUGGCUGUUGGAAGUACAGCCUUCCUCAUUGGACCAGCUGAGCAAUUAAGAAAGAUGUUUGAUCCUGUCCGUGUUUAUGCAACUGCAGUGUAUCUGGGAUGUGCAAUUUUGGCUCUUAUAUGUGCUAUCUUGAUCCACAGCAAGAUUCUAACUAUGCUUGCUAUGAUAUGUGAGAUAUGUGCUCUCAUUUGGUACAGCUUAAGCUACAUUCCAUUUGCCAGAAGAGUAGUUUCUGAUGUGAUGGUUCGCCUCUUUGACACUGAAAUAUAAACUCUUCACGAGUUUACUGCUGUCAUUACCAAUUCAAGCAGGUUCAUACAGUCUCUAAUACCCAUCUUCUGCAUGUUGCACAUACACUAAUUUCUUGUUACAAUUUCUUUUACUGUAAAUUUUACCAUAAAUCAUUUUUUCGUGUCAAACUGGGAAGGAAAAAUUUGUGACUAAUAGAUCAAACUAUCAAAUGUUCCUGUGUGCUGUAUUGAUACUGACCUAUCACCUCUGCACCUAAAAGUAUAUGAUGUUGAUCCUCAACAACCUUAAUUCA
This is a messenger RNA of Beta vulgaris subsp. vulgaris (sugar beet), 952 nucleotides long. RefSeq lists its product as uncharacterized. Gene Ontology annotation, biological process: vesicle-mediated transport. The transcript is spliced from 6 exons. Gene Ontology annotation, cellular component: membrane. Lineage: Eukaryota; Viridiplantae; Streptophyta; Magnoliopsida; Caryophyllales; Amaranthaceae. The coding region runs from base 187 to 678 and encodes 163 amino acids. The record is from RefSeq and is a predicted model, not a curated record.